AUGAUAAUGGAGGUCAAGGAUAUAGACAAGUACUGUAACCGAGGCAUCCACCCAAAUGCAUCUAAUUUCCUUACUGCUCCAUUCGACGGACUCUGUCUACAGGAAUUCUUUUUCCAACUCCAAGGAUCACUACGGAGGUUCAGUUCUUGGGAAGAAGUUCUGUAUACCACAGUCUACAUCAUAAUUUCCGUGACCGCAGUAGUCGGAAAUGGUUUGGUGAUUCUGGCAGUUAUCAGAAAGAAGGCAAUGAGAACGAACCGAAAUGUUUUGAUUCUCAAUCUUGCAUUAUCCAACUUGAUUCUCGCUAUCACCAAUAUUCCGUUCCUCUGGCUUCCGUCGAUUGACUUUGAAUUUCCGUACUCUCGAUUCUUCUGCAAAUUCGCAAAUGUGCUACCAGGAAGUAACAUCUACUGCUCUACACUGACCAUUUCAGUUAUGGCUAUUGAUAGAUACUACUCAGUGAAGAAGCUGAAAAUCGCAUCAAACCGUAAGCAGUGCCUGCACGCUAUUUUGGUUUCGGUAGCUAUCUGGAUUGUCUCAUUCAUUCUAUCACUGCCACUUCUUCUCUACUACGAGACUUCAAUGCUCUAUGUGAUGAGAGAAAUACGAGUGAUGGAUCAAACAGGACAGGAAGUCAUCAGAAGCUAUGGUUGGAGACAGUGUCGUUUAGUAUCUGCUGGAAGACUUCCAGACAUCACUCAGAGCAUUCAACUGCUCAUGUCGAUUCUUCAAGUGGUGUUCUUGUACAUCGUUCCACUUUUCGUUCUCUCUAUCUUCAAUGUAAAACUUACUCGUUUCUUGAAAACCAAUGCCAACAAAAUGAGCAAGACUCGUGCUCCACCAAAGUCAUCUGACAGUCAACAAAACUCAUUGAAAAACAACAACAACAAUAACUCCACCCUUCGGUCACCGACAAUUUCAACCAACAGGAACUCGAUUGUGGAGAGAAACACAACAAACAAAAGGACCAGCAGAACAACUUCACUUUUGAUUGCAAUGGCCGGAAGCUACGCUGCUCUUUGGUUCCCAUUCACUCUUAUCACCUUCCUCAUCGACUUUGAGCUCGUUAACAAUCAAGAAUACGUGAACUUGGUGGAACGAAUUGACCAAACAUGCAAAAUGGUAUCGAUGCUUUCGAUUUGUGUCAACCCGAUUCUCUACGGAUACCUGAACACCAACUUCCGCCACGAGUUCUCUGAUAUCUACUAUCGCUACCUAAGAUGCGAAACUAAGAACCAACCGGCAGGAAGGUUCCAACACGAUGUUUCCUCAAUUGCUCAUCACAGACAAGACUCUGUUUAUAACGAUGAUGCAACUCUUUUGACCACAGGGCGGCAAAGUAUUGCCAAGGAAAACAGCUCUUCUCCAAAAGGAUUCCGAGCGAGUAUCCGAGUUUGUUCCUCCCAGUCAAAGAUGUUGGGAGACCGAAUUGUGCUGGAUGACGACAUCGAGAAGGACAGCUUCGUUUGA
Messenger RNA from Caenorhabditis briggsae, 1470 nucleotides. RefSeq names its product Protein CBR-NPR-8 (gene Cbr-npr-8). The record is from RefSeq and is a predicted model, not a curated record. The transcript is spliced from 8 exons. Bases 1 to 1470 code for a protein of 489 amino acids. Gene Ontology annotation, biological process: G protein-coupled receptor signaling pathway. Gene Ontology annotation, cellular component: membrane. Lineage: Eukaryota; Metazoa; Nematoda; Chromadorea; Rhabditida; Rhabditidae. Gene Ontology annotation, molecular function: neuropeptide Y receptor activity.